Molecule: messenger RNA, 1380 nt
Organism: Brettanomyces nanus
Lineage: Eukaryota; Fungi; Ascomycota; Pichiomycetes; Pichiales; Pichiaceae
Exons: 1
Coding region: 1-1380 (459 amino acids)
Biological process (GO): cardiolipin acyl-chain remodeling
Cellular component (GO): mitochondrial inner membrane
Molecular function (GO): A2-type glycerophospholipase activity
Source: RefSeq, a predicted model, not a curated record
AUGGAUUUCAUCCUGAACUUCGAGGACGAGGACCAGUUAUCGCAAGAUCGGCUACUGAAAAACGAGAUACCGUAUUAUAGAAAUUAUCAGGGUUUCUCAAGUCCUAAAGGCUUGAGUGCUUACAAUGUUAAGACGAUUAUUGACUCAAAGGGAAACUACAUUAAUGAGAUCCGAGUGGAGAAUAACAGUGAAGAAGAAGACAUGCUACUGGCAUCAAAUAGUGUUAAUGAAAGCCAUCCAAAACAUCUAGUAAUGAUUCAUGGUUAUGGAGCAUCGUGCGGAUGGUUCUACAAGAACUUACACGGUCUGAUCUGUGCAAAUCCAAACUCUAAAAUCCACGCGUUGGAUCUCCUUGGAUUUGGACUUAGUAGCAGACCUGAAAUCAAAUAUGAACAUGACACCAGUAGCGAGGCCAAUUUGGAUAUCAUUUAUGAUCAAAGUGAAGUCGUGAAGAACAUCCCAAAGACAUCGAACGAAAAGAAAAGGAAGAAUAAGAAGACUUUCGCCACUCCCAAACACUUUAAAGUGAGGAGCCAAGAUGUGUUGAAGUACAUCAAGAACCAGAGAGAUCUUGUGGACGAGGUAGAAGGCACCUAUGUGGAUAGCUUAGAGAAAUGGCGACUGAAUAAUGGGAUUGAAAAGUUCGAUCUUCUGGGCCAUUCACUUGGAGGAUACUUGGCAGUAGCAUACUGUCUGAAAUAUCCUAAUCAUGUCAAAAGACUUGUGCUUGUGAGCCCUGGGGGUGUCGAGAGAAGUCCGUUUUCUGUCACCAAUCCACGGUAUCUGGCACUACAGAAACUUUCCGAGGAUAGAACGGACACAAUACCAGAGUAUUUGGAAUCGGUGACGUCCCAUUGGCCCGGAGACUAUUCUUUCCUAGGACGUUACACUUCGGUAAAAGAGAGUUUCAAACUGAUUUGGCAAACCAGAACAUCGUUUUUUGCCAUGCUUCGUUGGAUGGGACCUCUAGGACCUAAAAAGCUAUCAGAGAGAAACAUUUCAAGGCUUACUCGUUCAGGAUACUUCAACGAUUGGAAGGAAAUCGACUUAUUCAUAAAGUAUAUCUACAAUACGGGAUUGAAAUCUUCCUUUUCGGAGACCUCAAUUAUGCGAAUAUUUGAUGCUUCAGUGGUGGCAAAGUACCCACUAUUGGAUCGUAUCGAUAAAUUGCAGGUUCCGAAGAGUCUAUGGAUAUAUGGCGAGCAUGAUUUCAUGUUUACCGACUGUGGCCAUGCAGCAGUCAAUAAAUUGAACUCAAAGCCAGGAUUCGAGGCAAAGUUUGAUCUGGUAAGCAAUGCAGGUCACAACCUUUAUUUGGAUAACUACAAGGAGUUCAACCAAAAGGUUCUAAGAUUUCUAGGUUGGCACGAGGCUAGGUAG